AUGAUUACUUUUUCACUUUACAUCAGUCUUUUAGUGAUUGGAUUACUUGCAGAAGUUCAACAACCUUUAGUACCACAACAUAAGGAAAGAAUUGCCAUUAUAGGAGCAGGUGCCGGUGGUUCAUCAGCAGCUUAUCAUUUACAAAACUUUACAUCUCAUUAUUUCAAUAUAACAAUUUUUGAAAAAAACAAUUAUAUUGGUGGAAGAAGUACAACAAUUGAAAAUUAUGAUAAUUCUACAGAUUUACCAAUUGAAUUAGGUGCUUCAGUUUUUGUUAAUGCUAAUAAAAUUCUUUUCAAUGCUGUUGAACAAUUUGGUUUAGAAACUCAAUCUUUUUCUAUUCAUGAACAGUACCCUGAUAUUUUCAAAGGAAGUAUUGGAAUUUGGAAUGGUACAGAUUUUGUUUACAAGACAAAAGGUGAAGAAGGUGUAUUAUUUGGAACAAUUAAAUUUCUUUGGAAAUAUGGGUUAUCUCCAAUAAGAUCAUAUUUACUGGUAAGAGAUAUUGUUAAAAAGUUUAUCAAUGAUUAUUAUCGAGAUGGAUUCCCGUUUACACUGAAUGAAAUUGUUCAAAAAAGUGGAUUUGAUGAGUUCACAAAUACAGAUGGGGAAUCUUUUUUGAUUUCCAAAAGUAUCAGUGAAAUAUUCACAAAGAAUAUUAUAGAAGCAGCUACAAGAGUGAAUUAUGCAAGUAAUGUUGAUGAAAUACAUGGAUUAGAAGCUGUUGUAAGUUUAGCAGCUGAAGACACCGUUCAAGUUGUUGGUGGUAAUUACAAGAUUUUUGAAAAAUUUAUAGAUAAAUCUGAAGCUAAAUUAUCACUCAAUACUGGUGUUCAUAACAUUACAAAAUUAAAUGGGAAAUGGACUAUUCAUUCAGAUCUUGGUAUUGACGAUUUUGAUCAAGUCAUCAUAGCUGCUCCUUUAAGACAAACAGGUAUUACAAUCAAUGGUGAAAUUUCUGAAUUACAAGAUGUUGAAUAUAGGAAGUUACAUGUUACAUAUGUCACAACUUCAAAAUCUAAUCCAGUAAACCACAAAUAUUUUGGAAUUGAAGAAGAAGCACCUGAGUUGAUUUUGACAAGCUCAGGAAUUGAUCACAUUCCAUUUUUCAGUGUCAAUGUUGUUCAUUAUGAUAACAUUACUGAAAGAAUUACAUACAAAAUAUUCUCUCCUGAUAAAAUUGAUUCAAAUUUUUUGUCAUCAUAUUUAUUCAAUGAUAUAACAGAUGUUGAUAUAGUUUUUGAAAAACUUUGGAAUCCAUACCCAGUAUUGAAACCAACUGAUAAAUUUGAUGAUUUUAAAAUUGGUGAUGGUAUUUGGUAUUUGAAUUCAAUUGAAAGAUUUAUAAGUACAAUGGAAACAUCAGCAUUAGCAGGUGCAAGUGUUGCAGGUUUAAUAUCAGAGGGAAAGAAUACAUCAGAGAUUAGACUUUCAUACGUUUGA
Hansenula ciferrii is the source of this 1443-nucleotide messenger RNA. RefSeq names its product Prenylcysteine oxidase 1. Gene Ontology annotation, molecular function: prenylcysteine oxidase activity. The coding region runs from base 1 to 1443 and encodes 480 amino acids. NCBI's taxonomy places the organism in Eukaryota, Fungi, Ascomycota, Saccharomycetes, Phaffomycetales, Wickerhamomycetaceae. The record is from RefSeq and is a predicted model, not a curated record. Gene Ontology annotation, biological process: prenylated protein catabolic process; prenylcysteine catabolic process. The transcript has a single exon.